Messenger RNA from Salvia miltiorrhiza (redroot sage), 1764 nucleotides. RefSeq lists its product as uncharacterized. The record is from RefSeq and is a predicted model, not a curated record. NCBI's taxonomy places the organism in Eukaryota, Viridiplantae, Streptophyta, Magnoliopsida, Lamiales, Lamiaceae. Bases 1 to 1764 code for a protein of 587 amino acids. The transcript has 3 exons.
AUGUGGUUGUUGCAUCCUGGGUUCCAUGAGGUGGUGGCUAAUUCAUGGAAUAUUGAUAUGGAGACGCAUUGCCCAAUUUAUCGUGUUAUGUCCAAGCUUCGGAGGCUGUGUGGGGAGCUAAGAACUUGGAAUAAAGAUGUCUUUGGUCAUGUGGAUAUUCAAAUUGCGGAUCAUCAGAGGCACCUCUUGUCGGUUCAAAAUAAUAUCUCGGUCAUGGGCUACUCGGAUGAGUUAUUUGAUGAAGAGGUGGGAGCUCAAGCUGCGCUGAAUUCUAUUUUGGCUAGGAAGCAUAGUCUACUUCAACAAAAAUGUAGGGCGCAUUGGCUGACUGAUGGGGACAGGAAUACCGAGUUCUUUCAUCGUCUCCUCAGAUUUCGUAAGAAUAAUCUUCGCUUGGAGCAUUUGAGAAUCGGGGACACGGUUUCGUAUGAUCAGAAUGUUAUUCAGCAACAUAUUGUGGAUUUCUUUUCCAAUCUCUUCAAGGAUGACCUUCAACAUCAGGUGGACGUGACUAUGCUUGAGGCUAAUAUUGAUCAUUAUGUCACUGAUGAUCAUAAUGCGGCUCUCAUCAGGAUUCCGGAUGACGAAGAGAUUCAUGCUGCUGGAGAUGUGCUCAAGGCGGUGAAGGGGUUUUUCAUCAACUCCUACUUGCCGACAGGCUGUAAUGCCAACAUUUUGAUUCUCAUUCUGAAGAAAGAGACCGUGGACACCGUAGCGGACCUCCGCCCUAUCAUUCUGUCCAACUUCUUCUUCAAAAUUAUCUCGAAGAUUUUGGCCACGAGGCUCAACAAAGUUGCGGCAGAGCAUGUCUCUCCAAAUCAAUUUGGCUUCAUUGGGGGUAGAUCCAUUCAUGAUUGCAUUAUUCUGGGUUCUGAGGGCUUAAGUUCUAUGAAUCGUAUUGGUCGUAAGUCGAACAUGGCUUGCAAGAUCGAUAUUCGCAAGGCUUUUGACACCAUGAGUUGGGAUUUCAUUCUGAAAGUCCUCGGUGUCAAUGGGUUUCACGAGAAGUUUGUACACUGGAUUUCCAUCAUCUUUUGCUCUGCUCGUAUCUCCAUUUUGUAUAAUGGACAGCUCAGUGGUUAUUUCCCUUGCUCGCGUGGUGUUCGACAGGGUGACCCGCUCUCACCUAUUCUUUUUGGCAUUGCGGAUGAUGUGUUAAGUCAUAUCCUGCUUAAUUGUGUUCGCUCCCAUCACUUGAUUCCCUUGGAUUUUAGCCAGGCUUCUCAUUUCCCUACGCAUCUAUUUUAUGCUGAUGAUAUUCAGAUUUUUCGCAAGGCUUCUCUCAGGAACGCACACAAGAUCAAAGAGAUUCUGGACUUUUAUGGUGGUUUGUCUGGCCAAAUAUGUAGUUCUCAAAAGUCGAAUGUGUCUCAGGCUAUGCAGAGGAGUAUCGUUCGUGAGCUUGAGUUUGGCAUGGGCAGCCUCCCUGUUAACUACUUGGGGGUUCCGCUCUUCUCUGGUCGUAUGAAGGCUUCUUAUCUACGCCCUAUCUAUGAUAAAAUCAUUCAAAAGUUCUCUAGAUGGAAAGGCUUGCAUUUGUCUAUGGCGGGUAGAAUUUGUCUUUGUUAUGAUUGGCUGGGAUAUAAGUUGGUGGAUAAACUUGGUAUUCCUGAUUACAUGCACAUGUACUUGAACCAGGCGGUUGAUGAUUACUACUAUGAUGGUAUUUGGCAUUUCACGGAAGACUUUGUGAUUCGAUUUCCGGAUGUGGUGGUGGAUAUGCUUGUCCUCCCGAUUGGUGAGGAGGAAGACGCGCGUUUUUGA